AUGACAAAAUGUUUACCAGAAAAUCAUUUUGACUUUUCUAUUGCCUAUAAUAAUAUAGGCUUAAUUUAUGCUGCUAAUGGGAACUAUACGGAAGCUUUGAUAAAUUACAAUAAAGCACUUAGCACGUCGACAUCGGAUCAUCCAUUUUCUUCGAGAACUUAUUUAAAUAUUGGUGAUGUUUAUCGAAUGACCGAAAACAAUAAUCUUGCAUUGGAACAUUAUGAAAAAGCUCUUGAAAUUCAAAUGCAGUGUUCAACACAAAAUCAUCAUGAUCUUUUGCGAAUAUACAAUGUGAUGAAUGUGGCUUAUUAUGACAUGAAUAAUAGAGAAAUGUCGUUGAAAUAUUACGAGAAGUUUCUUGAAAUUCUUCUAAUUGUAGAGCCGUUAAAUUUCAAUGAGCAUUCAACAGCGUAUGAAAAUAUUGCCGAUUUAUUAUUUCUAAAGAAUGAUUUUAAAGCGGCACUCGAAUAUUAUAACAAAGCAAUUGAAGCAGCAGAGAAAACGACUACACCGUCUCUGGAAACAAUAGAAAAAAUGCAGAAGAUGAUCCGUGUAAUAUUGGUCAAAUUGACUUCGGCCUCUAACGAACUGAAAGAUAACCCAACAGAAUUAAGAUAG
This is a messenger RNA of Rotaria socialis, 618 nucleotides long. Lineage: Eukaryota; Metazoa; Rotifera; Eurotatoria; Philodinida; Philodinidae. The record is from the annotation of a GenBank genome assembly.